Messenger RNA from Cyphellophora attinorum, 516 nucleotides. RefSeq names its product histone H3. The transcript has 3 exons. The record is from RefSeq and is a predicted model, not a curated record. Bases 1 to 516 code for a protein of 171 amino acids. Gene Ontology annotation, biological process: rRNA transcription. Gene Ontology annotation, molecular function: DNA binding; protein heterodimerization activity; structural constituent of chromatin. Gene Ontology annotation, cellular component: nucleosome. Lineage: Eukaryota; Fungi; Ascomycota; Eurotiomycetes; Chaetothyriales; Cyphellophoraceae.
AUGGCAGGAGCGUACUUAGCUGCGCUGAACUUCCCUCCACUUUCUCCAUUCUCCUUCAUCACCGCCACACCCAUCCAAUUCGAUAACAUUCAUCGAACGCAUUCGAAUAACUUCUCAAUACUCAUAACAACCACUCAAGUCAUCCUUCGCAAUGGCUCGCACCAAGCAGCCUCCAAAGCUGCUCGCAAGAGUGCUCCCUCUACCGGUGGUGUGAAGAAGCCUCACCGCUACAAGCCCGGUACCGUCGCUCUCCGAGAGAUUCGCCGCUACCAGAAAUCCACCGAGCUCCUCAUUCGCAAACUGCCCUUUCAACGUCUGGUCCGCGAAAUCGCCCAAGACUUCAAGUCCGACCUCCGCUUCCAAUCUUCGGCUAUCGGUGCUCUCCAGGAGUCCGUUGAGGCCUACCUCGUCUCUCUCUUCGAGGACACCAACCUGUGCGCUAUCCACGCCAAGCGUGUCACCAUCCAGUCCAAGGACAUUCAGCUCGCUCGUCGUCUCCGUGGCGAACGCUCUUAA